AUGACGGGUAUGGCUCGAAAUGUCAACACGGGUGAGCUAGCAGCAAUUAAAGUAAUAAAACUGGAACCAGGAGAAGAUUUUGCUGUUGUGCAGCAGGAAAUCAUUAUGAUGAAAGACUGUAAACAUCCAAACAUUGUUGCUUAUUUUGGCAGCUAUCUCAGACGAGACAAGCUAUGGAUCUGCAUGGAGUUUUGUGGAGGUGGCUCUCUACAGGAUAUUUAUCAUGUGACUGGACCACUUUCAGAACAGCAGAUUGCCUAUGUUAGCAGAGAAACACUACAGGGACUAUAUUAUCUUCACAGUAAAGGAAAAAUGCACAGAGAUAUAAAGGGAGCAAACAUUCUUUUAACGGAUAAUGGACAUGUAAAAUUAGCUGAUUUUGGAGUAUCUGCACAGAUAACAGCUACAAUUGCUAAAAGGAAAUCAUUCAUUGGCACCCCAUACUGGAUGGCACCAGAAGUUGCCGCAGUAGAAAGAAAAGGUGGCUAUAACCAACUCUGUGAUCUGUGGGCGGUUGGAAUAACUGCUAUAGAGCUUGCAGAACUUCAGCCUCCCAUGUUUGACCUACAUCCGAUGCGAGCACUUUUUCUAAUGACAAAAAGCAACUUCCAGCCUCCUAAAUUAAAGGACAAAAUGAAAUGGUCCAGUAGUUUUCAUCAUUUUGUGAAAAUGGCGCUUACAAAAAAUCCUAAAAAAAGACCUACAGCUGAAAAGUUACUACAGCAUCCUUUUGUUACCCAGCCAUUAAAUCGAAGUCUUGCUAUUGAACUUUUGGAUAAAAUGAAUAAUCCUGAUCAUUCCACUUACCAUGAUUUUGAUGAUGAUGAUCCUGAG
Molecule: messenger RNA, 834 nt
Organism: Pterocles gutturalis (yellow-throated sandgrouse)
Lineage: Eukaryota; Metazoa; Chordata; Aves; Pterocliformes; Pteroclidae
Product: mitogen-activated protein kinase kinase kinase kinase 3
Exons: 12
Biological process (GO): protein phosphorylation
Molecular function (GO): MAP kinase kinase kinase kinase activity; ATP binding
Source: RefSeq, a predicted model, not a curated record